AUGGAGUCUAUUUGUUCAUCUGCUUCCAGGUCUGAAUGCGCUUUUUUCUUAGACGAUGUGGAGAUGUCACUGCAUCAGCCGCUAGCUAUGAAACCUGAAUCCCGUCAUGCCACGGCACCCAAAGAAGGCAGCGGGGGCGAAGGGGGCAACUAUGCAAUUCGAUCACAGGAUUCGCCUAAGAGAAUGCUGUGCUCAGCUUCGGCUGGCUGCUCCACCCAACAUAAAUAUAGCCGAUCCAGUGGAUGCCACAGAUCCACAGGAAACCAACAAGAGAGCAAAACCGCAGCCACAAAAAAGCCGAUCUAUAUGAGUAUCCCGUUCGUUCCCGCAGUAGCUGACUGGUUGGACCAGAUGUGGUACGCAGAGUCUAUUUUCGUUCGCUGUGGGGAAGGAUCACCUGCAGGGACUGUUACGAAACGUAGCGGUCGAACGCGAGUUGUUGUUGAUCAUUCUUCGGCGGCAACGCAGGGAAGCUUUUGGUCUGUAGGGGCUGGAAGUGAAAAUGCGGAAGUCUCGGAAAUUAAAAGGAAGCAGCGAGCCAGUAUUCAGCUCCUCCCCCUCCGCUUCAAAGAUCCGCACGCCGAGGAGGAAUUUGUAUUCAACAGCAGCCGCCUGAUGAUAUGGCGAAACAUUUGCCUUUUUGUUUUCAAGAUCCUAGCCACAACGUGUGUGUAUGGUAUCGUUGCCGCAUCUGGGGCAUUUGGAGAAUGGUCCUAUGUCCCGAGCUCAUUUAUAUCAGGGCUGAAUGUUGUAUACGUAACCUUACUCAUUUUGGCUGUGCUGUCGUUGGUGGUACCAAUGAUUCCGUGGUUGAGGGCCCGCCUGGAGUACUCGCUCUAUUUUCUUCUUAUCUGCGAGGCGCUGGUCUUAGCCAGCUUUGUGACGCACGAAAAGGUAUACAGCUACACAAAUAGCAAUGACAGGUUUAGUGCCAAUAUCUGGGAAUCAAGGAAUGAGAUAGCCCUCACGGGAAAAGAAGUUUGCACGAGCAACCCAAGGCUUUCGGUUUUCGUCCUUUCCAUGGAACUCAUCUUGGACGCAUGGGUGCAAUUUUUUAUGUACUUUUUCAUCAUCACUGUAAGCAUUGUGCUGCCCACUCGAGUUCGCAUAGCUGCCUGGGUUCAGCUGGCGGUUUUGGUUAUAUAUUGCGUUCCGGUUUUCGCCGGGCAAGCGUACUGCAAAAUCCUGCUGUAUCCAGAGCUCCUUCGCAUGCUGCAUGCAUUUUUCAUGUUGGGCGCCGCUGUUUUUGGCGCGUAUGCAAGCGAAUCAAAGCGUCGGGGUCUCUUCUACUCAUGGCUUUCUAUGAAGCGGCAAAUGAAGCUCUUAGAGGCUGAGCGUGACAAGGCAAGUGACGACAAUAUGCGUAGCGGGAUAUCCGCUCUCCAGAACCACUGCAAACAAGUAGAAGUAGCUUUGAUGUGCGCCAAGACUGCCCCUGGGGGAGCUGAUAUUUCGUCUUACAUAAAAGAUGCUGCGACUCAUGCCGAAGCAUCUUUGGAUAUUAUGGCAAAUAGCAAGGACCUAUACCACACGGAACUCCAAGAAGAGUUGCGCGAAAAGACCUUUAUUAAGGCAUUUAACGUGGAGAAAACAACCAGCAAGGGUCUACUUUCGGCUGGCGCCCGUAGCGUAUCGCGAGUGAACCCUGCCCGAACUGAGCCAUCAGUUGUAGGGCAGGGGCUUAAAGCAGUGUCCGUUAGCUCUGAUGGUAUUCGGCUCCCCUGCUUCUCGGCAGAUCUCGCGUCUCGUGUCGGCGUCGAUAUCUCAUUCAACCCGAUGGCUUUUCAGCGACAGAUACAGGUCCAUGAUGCAGAAAAUUCGGCCUUCUUUGAAUGUGGAUAUACGUUGCUUUCACGCUACUCUGCGGACUGGGGCUGUGAUGAUCGCACUUUGAGUUAUUUUCUCAUGGAUAUAGAAGGCCUGUACAACAAGCUGCCGUAUCACAAUUCCAUUCAUGGUGCUAUGGCAAUACUUUACAACGACCGUUCUGUCCUCGAAAACUUUCAUUCAGCAUUGACCUUCAAAGUUUUGUCCCAAAGCGCCAGCAACAUCUUUCGAUACCUUGCUAAAAAUGAGCUUAUGGAGAUCAGGUCGAAUAUUAUACCCCUAAUUCUUGCAACGGACAUGAAGACGCACUUCUCCGCCCUGAGCCGAUUCAGAGCAAGGCGACAAAACCCUGCAUUUGACCAUAGGAAACAGAGAGAUGACACAUGGCUGGUCGUGGAAAUGUGUAUGAGAGCAGCUGACAUUGGACAUAGCGUUGUGGAUUGGGAUCAGCACUUUGAGUGGAGUGGGCGAGUCACUGCUGAAUUUUAUCUUCAAGGCGACGAAGAGACACGGCUUGGAAGAGGUGUCUCGCCGUUGUGUGACCGGGACCUGCAUAGUAGCAUGGCUCGAAAUCAAGUUGGCUUUCUGUCACACAUAGUGAAGCCACUUUUUGCUGAGCUGAACAGCGUUGAAAGCAUGAAAGGCGCAUUCCAGGGAGCGGUCGAUACAAUUGAAGCGAAUACCAAUAAAUGGCAACAUUUGCAAGACUCUGGGAUCGAUGUGAAGUUUUCUCCAGCUGUAGUCGAUGUCGAAGAAGCACUGAUGGGGAAAGCCCACGUCCUGGACAUUACUCUGCUCACCGCAAACGACUGCAAGUGUCCUUGCUGCAGAGCUGGCAACGUGGCUUGCCAGUUUCUGAGCAUGAAAGUGCGGAUCAACGAAAAUGUGGAAUAA
Messenger RNA from Cyclospora cayetanensis, 2721 nucleotides. RefSeq lists its product as uncharacterized. Lineage: Eukaryota; Apicomplexa; Conoidasida; Eucoccidiorida; Eimeriidae. Gene Ontology annotation, biological process: signal transduction. Gene Ontology annotation, molecular function: 3',5'-cyclic-nucleotide phosphodiesterase activity. The coding region runs from base 1 to 2721 and encodes 906 amino acids. The record is from RefSeq and is a predicted model, not a curated record. The transcript has 16 exons.